UUUAGUUUAGGUAAUUCUGAAGAAAAAAGGAAUUAGUUGCUCUUCGUUCACUUAUUCUACGAGCAAUGGAACAGCCGGUGCCUAAAAAUAAACUGAAGAAGCUCAGUGAAGACAGUCUCACCAAGCAGCCAGAAGAAGUCUUUGAUGUUCUGGAAAAACUUGGUGAAGGAUCCUAUGGAAGUGUAUUUAAAGCAAUCCACAAGGAAUCAGGCCAGGUGGUGGCCAUUAAGCAGGUUCCUGUGGAGUCUGACCUGCAGGAGAUCAUCAAGGAGAUCUCAAUUAUGCAGCAGUGUGACAGCCCCUAUGUAGUGAAAUACUAUGGAAGUUAUUUUAAAAACACAGACCUGUGGAUCGUGAUGGAGUACUGUGGCGCUGGUUCCGUAUCGGAUAUCAUCAGAUUACGUAAUAAAACACUUACAGAAGAUGAGAUAGCUACUAUCCUCAAAUCCACUUUGAAGGGACUUGAGUAUUUGCACUUUAUGAGAAAAAUUCACAGGGACAUUAAAGCUGGCAAUAUUCUUCUUAAUACUGAGGGUCAUGCUAAACUAGCUGACUUUGGAGUGGCUGGGCAGCUUACUGACACUAUGGCUAAGAGGAACACUGUGAUUGGUACGCCUUUUUGGAUGGCUCCUGAGGUGAUUCAGGAAAUUGGAUACAAUUGUGUGGCAGAUAUCUGGUCACUUGGCAUCACCUCUAUAGAAAUGGCAGAGGGCAAGCCUCCAUAUGCAGACAUUCAUCCAAUGAGAGCUAUUUUUAUGAUUCCAACAAAUCCCCCACCAACAUUCCGUAAGCCAGAAUUGUGGAGUGACGACUUUACUGACUUUGUAAAGAAGUGUUUAGUGAAAAACCCAGAGCAGAGAGCAACAGCUACUCAGUUGUUACAGCAUCCUUUCAUAACCAGCGCUAAGCCUGUAAGCAUUCUGAGGGACCUGAUAACAGAAGCCAUGGAGAUGAAGGUAAAGAGACAACAGGAACAGCAGCGGGAGCUGGAAGAAGAAGAUGACAACUCGGAGGAGGAAGUGGAGGUGGAUUCCCACACCAUGGUGAAGUCUGGUUCAGAAAGUGCUGGAACCAUGAGGGCAACGGGCACAAUGAGCGAUGGGGCUCAGACCAUGAUCGAGCAUGGCAGCACAAUGCUGGAAUCUGACCUGGGCACCAUGGUCAUCAACAGCGAUGAGGAGGAUGAGGAUGAAGAUGUGGGCUCAAUGAGGAGAAACCCAACAGCGCAGCAAGCCCCACGCCCAUCUUUUAUGGACUACUUUAACAAGCAGGACUCAAAUAAAGCUCAAGAGAAUUAUAAUCACAAUCAACAGGACCCCUACCAUAUGCCUAAGACUGCUUUUCCAGAUAACUGGAAAGUACCACAAGAUGGAGACUUUGAUUUUCUGAAAAACUUAGACUUUGAAGAACUUCAGAUGCGCCUCAGUGCUCUGGAUCCUAUGAUGGAGCGGGAAAUCGAGGAGCUUCGACAACGGUACACAGCAAAGAGACAACCCAUUCUGGAUGCCAUGGAUGCCAAGAAGCGCCGUCAACAAAAUUUCUAAGACUGACUCUAGGAAGAAGAAGAAGAGUUGAAACUAAUUCCAUACUGGCAGGCCAGAUAUUAUGUUUCUUGUGUCAUUUACACUUAGUCUUAUAAACUUUCAGUUUAGAUUCUGAGCCUCUUGAUAAAUUCACCUAGCUGUUUCUUGGUCAUGGGAAAAAGAGUGCCUGGCUAAGUAUAAGAAUGUUUAAAACUCAUUCAUAGAGUUUUAUACCCUUUUAAUACAUGAUUAUUGUAGAUAUAAACUGUGAUGAUUGUUUGGAUUGGACCUUCUUAAAUAUGAAAGGAUUGCCCCAUUUAAAUAUAUUUUUCUAGCCUUGAAUUGUAAUACACAGGUGUUAUCUGCAUUGGACCAGUGUGGCUGCAGGUUUUUACAUCAACCAGACAUGCUUUACUUCUGGUAAGUAAUUAAAGACCAACUGAGUAAAUGCUUUUUGGAUGGUAUGAAAAGCUGCAGUCACACUGGUUUGUGAAUAAUGACAUCACAUAUACUUUAUUCAUUUUCUAAAAUUGUCUACAUCAUAGAACUCCCAUCACAAUCCCUGUUCUUCUGAUCAUUUCCUAUCCAAUAGUUUGUUCUGAAAUAAAAAAGUCAACUUUUUACAACUGACUUUCAUUCUAAAAUGUGAUUAAAGUAUAAAUCAAGUCUUUGUAAUUACCUAUGGCAGAAGCUGUUGAACCUAAAUAUACCAAAGACAAUCAAAAAAGGGAGAGAACAUUCAUUGGUCAUCUUAACCCUCAGGUUUAAACAGACUUUUCUCAAAUUGGACUUAAAUACUAUUCAGAAAGAAGUUGUUUUCCAGACAUACAAGCUUGAACAAAAAUUACAAGAUGAACAAAGUACAAUGACAACCCUGCUGAAAUUCUAAUUUUUGAAACAUUAUCUACAGAGAGAAAAAAACAGUUGAUGGACAAUUUCUGUUCAAAAAUCUUUUUCAUGUUAAAAAACAAGAAUUAAGCAAAGAAAGAAAUCCCUGGAUCUUUUUCACGAUAUUAUGUAUGGUAGACAUGUAUGGUAGUUGGUAAAUGACCUAAACUUUUUGCAAUCUUAUAUUGAAAAAAAUGUUCUUUUUGUACUGAUUUACAAUUCUUUCACUUGGUUUGGCACAUUUAUAUUUAUAACUUAAUAUAAAAUUUAUAUUUAGUUAUGACACUCACCUUUUACCAAUUCACCUGCUUUUCAUGGAAGAUUUCACAACCGUGUAACUUAAACAUUCUGUAAACCUUUUACUCUUAUUUUGCCUCUGUCCCAUUGCAUUGCAGGCAUUAAAAUUAGUUUACAUUUAUAACAUACAGUGAAAUUGGUCAGUGAAAACAUAAAUAUUUUCUUUGUUCUUCUUUGUGUUUCUGUUGUCAGGUUCAAGAGAAUAAACCAAUCACAGAUUCUUGUUUUACUGCAUUUUGCAAAAUGUCCCAACUUUUCCAGAAAUGUAGUUUGUAAAUUGUGCACCAGCAGUGUGUCUAAAAUUUACUUAAAGACUUUAUCUGUCACGUAAUAGUGCCAGAUGACACCUCUUAUUAAAAUGAAGAAUAAUUGGUUAAUCAUAGAGCUGGGAGUCUAUAUAAUUAUGCAUUGCUGUCACACUGAGAAGUCCCAUGUGCAAAACAUUAAAAUUACGAUGAUGAGCUACCAAUAACUGAGUGACACAUUUCUGGGUAAAUUUAUAGACCACACUGUAACCUGCACACACCGAUGCAAAUGUUUACUGUACACUGCUUUUUGUAAAUCGUCUGCACAGACUUAAUAGUUAGUAGGCUAUUAAUAGGAGUUGCCUAGCAGACAGGUUUUGUCUAUUUUAUUGUUCAAGAGUAGACAAGUAUUUUGUUUAAAUUUGAGCAGGAUUGUACAGAAGAAUGUUCUCUAGUUUGUUUUUUAAGAAACAGCCAUGAACAUGAUACUCUUCACUAACAUCUCAAUUCAGAUAAAAUAUAUAUUACCCAGAAUGUACAUAUCAGUUCACAAUAAGUAAAUACUCAAUUCUUUUUUGAAUGGAACUAAAAUCCCAAAGUCUCACCAGUAAUAUCUUUCUUCACCUCAAUCUUUAAAACUUAGACUGUCCGAAUAGGGCUUGGUCAAGGUUUUUACAGCUAAGGGACCUUUUUCUCUGUUUUUAUUAAUGGAACAGUUAUAUAAUUGUUCUCUUCUUCCUAAGGAGACAAUUUAUUGUAAAUAUGCAUGAAGUAUUUAAGUUUUCUGUGUUUAUUUCAAAUUCUGAAUGUCAUUUUCUUUUUGAAUGUGUUGAUGUGUUUUCUGUGUUUUCCUAUGUUGCUUUAUUUUCACCUGUUCAUACAUUUAAUUUGGUAACACUCCUGUGAAGAAGGGCAAAUCACAUGCCUUUAGACUCUUACUUUAUCUCAGGGGUUGCUGAACAAUGUUUAACCUGACAAAAUCUAGAUCGAGUCCAAAUCUUUUGUAAUCUUCCCUUUGUGUCCGUGGGGCCAGCAUUAUUAUUUGUUUUGUCUGUUACUAGUACCUAAGCAAUAACUGUUUAAUCACAAUCUGAAAUUGUGACACAAAUGUCCUGAAGUGGGCAAAUACAAUGUUACAUUUAUAAGGAUGGUGUAUGAGGACCUUUAAAACUACAACAAGUUUUCAUCUUAGAAGCCUGUUGUGGGUAUUUUGCUAAUAUUGUUGCUGAUAAAAUGAUAUGAAGUUUAUCUUUUAAUUGUUAAUGAGAACUUUCUCAGAGUUUGUGUUUUAAAUGCCUUACUUCUAGUUAUAUAAAUGUAUUUUAUACUUUCUGACAUGUAUUAUACAUUUUCACUGAAUAUCCUAAUUUAUUGUGCAUCAUAUUGCUGCUGUUGCAUGAAAACUUUUUUCACAUACUUCACAGCUCUGCAAGAAUCAACUUAAAAACGUCCUCUUUAGGCAUAUGGAAAAUUACAAGUUAUUGGCCAACCGAAAUCAAGUUUUCAAGAAGGACUUGCUUGUGAUGUGUUUUUAAUGCCACUCUCAAUAGUGAUGCUCUUUAAUAAAGGUCACUGUCUUGUCUC
Messenger RNA from Trichomycterus rosablanca, 4537 nucleotides. RefSeq names its product serine/threonine kinase 3 (STE20 homolog, yeast) (gene stk3). Gene Ontology annotation, molecular function: protein serine/threonine kinase activity; ATP binding. NCBI's taxonomy places the organism in Eukaryota, Metazoa, Chordata, Actinopteri, Siluriformes, Trichomycteridae. Gene Ontology annotation, biological process: intracellular signal transduction; protein phosphorylation; protein tetramerization. Bases 66 to 1544 code for a protein of 492 amino acids. Gene Ontology annotation, cellular component: cytoplasm. The record is from RefSeq and is a predicted model, not a curated record. The transcript is spliced from 11 exons.